This is a messenger RNA of Gorilla gorilla gorilla (western lowland gorilla), 4994 nucleotides long. It is a transcript of the gene MED16, whose product is annotated as mediator complex subunit 16. Bases 197 to 2722 code for a protein of 841 amino acids. The record is from RefSeq and is a predicted model, not a curated record. Gene Ontology annotation, biological process: positive regulation of DNA-templated transcription. Gene Ontology annotation, molecular function: protein binding. NCBI's taxonomy places the organism in Eukaryota, Metazoa, Chordata, Mammalia, Primates, Hominidae. The transcript is spliced from 15 exons. Gene Ontology annotation, cellular component: mediator complex.
AAAUAGCCCCGGAGGCGGGGCGGAGCCUGAGCCGCACCGCCCUCCCAGAAGUCUUUGGGAAGCGGCCCCACGCCUCAGGCGACUGGUUGUUACCGAGGAAGAUGGCGGCGCCGGACCCGAGGCGCUAGGGAAGAUCGCACCGCGGACGCCCGCUGGGCUUGGCGCACGGGCCGACCAGGAGCUGGUAACUGCCCUUAUGUGUGAUUUGCGGCGACCAGCGGCAGGUGGGAUGAUGGACUUGGCCUACGUCUGUGAGUGGGAGAAAUGGUCCAAGAGCACCCACUGCCCAUCGGUGCCCCUGGCCUGCGCCUGGUCCUGCCGAAAUCUCAUCGCCUUCACCAUGGACCUGCGCAGCGAUGACCAGGACCUGACCCGCAUGAUCCACAUCCUGGACACGGAGCACCCCUGGGACCUGCACUCCAUCCCCUCAGAGCACCGCGAGGCCAUCACCUGCCUGGAGUGGGACCAGUCAGGCUCCCGGCUCCUGUCAGCAGACGCGGAUGGGCAGAUUAAGUGCUGGAGCAUGGCGGACCACCUGGCUAAUAGCUGGGAGAGCUCUGUGGGCAGCCUAGUGGAGGGGGACCCCAUUGUGGCCCUGUCCUGGCUGCACAAUGGUGUGAAACUGGCCCUGCACGUGGAGAAGUCGGGCGCCUCCAGCUUCGGGGAGAAGUUCUCCCGAGUCAAGUUCUCACCGUCGCUCACGCUGUUCGGCGGCAAGCCCAUGGAGGGCUGGAUUGCGGUGACGGUCAGCGGCCUGGUCACCGUGUCCCUGCUGAAGCCCAGCGGGCAGGUGCUGACGUCCACCGAGAGCCUGUGCCGGCUGCGCGGCCGCGUGGCCCUGGCCGACAUCGCCUUCACCGGCGGCGGUAACAUCGUGGUGGCCACGGCGGACGGCAGCAGCGCGUCGCCCGUGCAGUUCUACAAGGUGUGCGUGAGCGUGGUGAGCGAGAAGUGCCGUAUCGACACGGAGAUCCUGCCCUCCCUGUUCAUGCGCUGCACCACCGACCUCAACCGCAAGGACAAGUUCCCGGCCAUCACCCACCUCAAGUUCCUGGCCCGGGACAUGUCAGAGCAGGUGCUUUUGUGCGCGUCCAGCCAGACCAGCAGCAUCGUGGAGUGCUGGUCCCUGCGCAAGGAGGGACUCCCCGUGAACAACAUCUUCCAGCAGAUCUCCCCCGUGGUUGGCGACAAACAGCCCACGAUUCUCAAAUGGCGGAUCCUGUCGGCCACCAACGAUCUGGACCGUGUGUCGGCCGUGGCGCUGCCCAAGCUGCCCAUCUCGCUCACCAACACUGACCUCAAGGUGGCCAGCGACACACAGUUCUACCCUGGCCUCGGGCUGGCCUUGGCCUUCCACGACGGCAGUGUCCACAUCGUGCACCGGCUCUCACUGCAGACCAUGGCCGUCUUCUACAGCUCUGCAGCCCCGAGGCCUGUGGAUGAGCCGGCCAUGAAGCGCCCCCGCACCGCGGGCCCCGCCGUCCAUUUGAAGGCUAUGCAGCUGUCAUGGACGUCACUGGCCCUGGUGGGCAUUGACAACCAGGGGAAGCUGAGCGUGCUCCGCCUCUCACCCUCCAUGGGCCACCCGCUGGAGGUGGGGCUGGCGCUGCGGCACCUGCUCUUCUUGCUGGAGUACUGCAUGGUGACUGGCUACGACUGGUGGGACAUCCUGCUGCACGUGCAGCCCAGCAUGGUACAGAGCCUGGUGGAGAAGCUGCACGAGGAGUACACGCGUCAGACCGCUGCCCUGCAGCAGGUCCUCUCCACCCGGAUCCUGGCCAUGAAGGCCUCGCUCUGCAAGCUGUCGCCCUGCACGGUGACCCGCGUGUGCGACUACCACACCAAGCUCUUCCUCAUCGCCAUCAGCUCCACCCUGAAGUCGCUGCUGCGCCCUCACUUUCUCAACACGCCUGACAAGAGCCCCGGCGACCGGCUGACCGAGAUCUGCACCAAGAUCACCGACGUCGACAUUGACAAGGUCAUGAUCAACCUCAAGACGGAGGAAUUUGUGUUGGACAUGAACACACUGCAGGCGCUGCAGCAGCUCUUGCAGUGGGUGGGCGACUUCGUGCUGUACCUGCUGGCCAGCCUACCCAACCAGGGUUCCCUGCUGAGGCCGGGCCACAGCUUCCUGCGGGACGGCACCUCGCUGGGCAUGCUUCGGGAAUUGAUGGUGGUCAUCCGCAUCUGGGGCCUUCUGAAGCCCAGCUGCUUGCCCGUGUACACGGCCACCUCGGAUACCCAGGACAGCAUGUCCCUGCUCUUCCGCCUGCUCACCAAGCUAUGGAUCUGCUGUCGCGAUGAGGGCCCAGCGAGUGAGCCGGACGAGGCGCUGGUGGAUGAGUGCUGCCUCCUGCCCAGCCAGCUGCUUAUCCCCAGCCUGGACUGGCUGCCCGCCAGCGAUGGCCUGGUCAGCCGCCUGCAGCCCAAGCAGCCCCUUCGUCUGCAGUUCGGCCGGGCGCCCACGCUGCCUGGCAGUGCUGCCACCCUGCAGCUCGAUGGCCUCGCCAGGGCCCCAGGCCAGCCCAAGAUCGACCACCUGCGGAGGCUGCACCUUGGCGCUUGCCCCACGGAGGAAUGCAAGGCCUGCACCAGAUGCGGCUGUGUCACCAUGCUCAAGUCGCCCAACAGGACCACGGCGGUGAAGCAGUGGGAGCAGCGCUGGAUCAAGAACUGCCUGUGUGGUGGGCUCUGGUGGCGGGUGCCCCUCAGCUACCCCUGAGCCCAGCUGCCCCUCAGCUACUCAGCUACCCCUCAGCCUGGCUGCUGCAAGAGCCACCGUUCGCCCUGGACUCCUCGGUGCGGUUAACCUCAGCCCGCCCUGCAGGGCUGUUGAAGGCCGUGGGCCGGACGCCUGCAUGACCAGCAGAGCUUCUGAGGAAGCCCCUGCCUUUGUCCAGCUGGGCCCGUGGUCCACACACCACCCUCCCAGGACCCCCAGAUCCCUGGAUCCCCAGAUCCCUGGACCGUCUGCAUCCAGAGGACCGUCCGUGAUGGCCGGGGGUCCAGGCGGACCUUGUGACCUGGCUCAGGCGUCUCCUCGGUUUCCUUGCCUCAUCCGCGGAGAGCGCUGAACCUGGACAAGCAGCGGCUGGGAAGGACAGGUCCAAUAAACUCCCUCUGCGCCCAGGCCCACGUACCUGCCGUCAGUGCCCCCGACCCCACCCACGACCUCAAUUUGGUGCCGGGAGCCUGUGUCCUCUUGGCCUGUCUUUAAAUCCUUCACCAUUUAUGGGGCACCUAGUGGAUGCCGAGUCCAGGGGUAUCCAAAGUGGAGCAGUGGGGACAGGACACAGCAGGCCGGUGGAUGGGAUGGGGCGGCCAUCGUCAGGGUGGCUUCUGUCCAGGCAUCUGCCUCUCAGUGUGUUGUCUGCCUGUCUAUAUACUGUCUCUGCGUGCUCUCCUUGUCUCUGCGUGUCUCUGGUAUCUCUGCACUUCUCUGUGUAUGGUCUGUGUGUGUGUGCGUCUCUGCAUGCUGUUUCUGUGUUUCUGCCUGACUCUGUCCCUGUUGUGUUUCUCCAGCUGCUCUCUGCUGGAGGUUGCUUAGCCCCUGGGCCAAGUUUCUGCCGUUUCUGUUGCUGUCCCCAGGGGUCCCGCCUUCCGGGACUACCGGCAUCCGCCACCACACCCGGCUAAUUUUUUUGUAUUUUUAGUGGAGAUGGGAUUUCACCGUGUUGGCCAGGAUGGUCUCAAUCUCCUGACCUUGUGAUCUGCCUGCCUCGGCCUCCCAAAGUGCUGGGAUUACAGGCGUGAGCCACCGCGCCUGGCCCAUCAGUCUCUUUUUCUACGAUAGCGUCUGGCUGCCCCUCCACCAGGUGGGAGAAAGGGCACAGGGCCUCAGGUGUCCUCCCUGGCCUUGCCAAGAAGAGUGACCUGAGGUCCAGGGCCUCCAGCAGGUGCCGCUGCUCGUCGUCCUGCUGUGGGUCUGGCCGCACCCAGGGUGGUUUGUGAAGGCAGGCUCCGUGGCUCUGGGCUCCAGUCCAGGCUGUGUCCUGGAGCUUCUGUGUAAUGUCAGGAGAGUCACACAGCCCCUGUGAGCCUCAGUUUCCCCUUAUGCGAUAUGGGUCAUAAGAACAUGGCCUCGCAGGGUUUCUGUGCACCUGAGUCUUAGCCCACAGCCUUGCACACAGAAGACGCUCACAUCCCCCUUGGUAAGCAGAGGGAAACGAUAUGAGCCAGACCAGGAGGGGACACCUAUGCCUGGCGGGCGGGCGUGCGUGUGUGUGUGUCCCUUCUCCGACUUCCAGGGAAGAGCAAGGGUGCCGCCGUGUGGCCGCGUCAGCCCCACGGAAGCGCUGGACCCGUAACUUGGCUGUAUUUUCAGUUCUUGCGCUUUUAUCUGUAGCUUCCCGCCUUCCUCUCUUUUUAAUGUUUCUGUUUUUGUUUUGAGACAGAGUCUCGCUUUGUCACCCAGGUCGGAGUGCAGUGGUGCGAUCUCAGCUCACUGCAACCUCCGCCUCCCGGGUUCAAGCGAUCCUCCUGCCUCAGCCUCCUGAGUAGCUGGGGCUACAGGUGCCCGCCACCAUGCUCAGCUAAUUUUUUUUGUAUUUUUAGUAGAGACGGGGUUUCACCACGUUGGUCAGGCUGGUCAGGAACUCCUGACCUCAAAUGAUCCGCCCGCCUCGGCCCCCCAAAGUGCUGGGAUUACAGGCGUGAGCCACCACGCAGAAUUUUUUUUUUUUUUUUUUUUUGGAGAGAGAGACAAGGUUUCACUCUGUUGCCCAGGCUGGAGGGCAGUGGUGCAAUCACAACUCACUGCAGCCUCAACCUCCUGGGUUCAAGUCAUCCUCCCACCUCAGCCUCCUGAGUAGCUGCAACCACAGGCACCCACCUCCAUGUCCGCCAAUUGCCCAGCUAAUUUUUUAUUUUUUUGUGGAGAUGGAGUCGCGCUACGUGGCCCAGGCUGAUCUCGAACUCCUGAGAUCCAAUGAUCCUCCCACCUCGGCCUCCCCCUCUGCAUAUAGUAGGUGCUCAAUAAAGACCAACCAGAUGCA